Linnemannia hyalina is the source of this 1473-nucleotide messenger RNA. Lineage: Eukaryota; Fungi; Mortierellomycota; Mortierellomycetes; Mortierellales; Mortierellaceae. The record is from the annotation of a GenBank genome assembly.
AUGCCCAAAGAUAGGCUGGACACUAUGCUGGGCAGUGUAGGAGAGCCCUAUGAGGACUCUGUUGAGAAGUUUAUGGAGACUCACGAGUUGAGGGAGUACAGCGCGUUGUUCGAUACUCUGUCGAAGAAUUGCCAAGAGCUGUUGGGUUCAACUGCUACCAUCCUUCCUAGGGGCACGCAGAAUUGGCUGGAGGGUUUCGCGGAGAGACUCAAGGCUCGGGAAACUUUGAAGCAGACAAGCAAAACGUUUGAUCUGGCCACGGAGAUCCUUGGCAAUUCUACAAGGAGCCAUUUGGCUGGUGCCUUCAAACCUGCACCUGCGCCUGCACCUGCGCCUGACGAGAGUGUUCUUGGCUCAUCAACUGCAUUGCCUUCAAGAUCUCCGUUGCACCAAGGAGCCCAGUACAUCCAGGGUAGCACAGCCGGCCUGACUGUCCCAUCAGCCGUACCGUUGACUGUUGAUGACCUUGAAGUCGAGGGCGAAUCCACUGUCCAACACACACCUGCAGCAGAACCCUCAGUGCGACCCGAUCCAUCGGAACCGGACAGCCCUUUGAUUGAGGAGAACGAUGAAAUAGCCGAGUUGCGUACCAACCUGGACCGCAGUUCUCAUGCCAUAUGUGAAUGGAAAGUCAACAACGACUGUGUGGCGUGUCGAUUUCAGGACUACCAACGAGAAUGCAUCAAUGCACUCAACCAAAAAUUGCUCAAGAGGGGCGAUGUCGCUGAUGUGAUGGCGCUCAUUGGCGUGUUUGCACCUUUCAUUCCAACUCCUCGUAUGACGAGUGUAUUUGGAAGGAUGCUGGACCAUCUUCUAACGUCAGUCAAGUUCCCAGCGCCGCACAUUGACGAUCUUGCCAUCAUGAAAGCUGUUAGACAACGGCUUAAUGGUGAGCGAGACGAGGCUUGCGAAACAAUUCGAUCGCUAGACCGCAAGAAGAGAAUCAUGUUCGAAACGCUGAUGGAGAAACUCCCAAUGAAGAGUGACAAGACCAUCUCAGAAGGAACAUUUGUCACCAACUACGUCCCAAACACAGAGUGCCAGACACAAAAGCAACAAGGUAUCAAGGCCGAUCGACCAGAUAUCCUAAUUAAGAUUCGCGGCCAAGAAGCUGUUUUUGGCGAGGUGACUGGGCCUGCGCAGGCAGGUCACACUGCCAAGAAUGCUUGGGAUCUUUUUCGCUUGGCACGUUUUGGCAAGGCAUUUUUGGACCAUGGAAACAGUGUUGCGCCACUCCUCCAGAUCGUCUAUAACAACGGAACCUUCAUGUGCCUCACGAUCAAGACUCGCGGGAUGUUCAUUCUUGAAGAGAUUGGCUCGUUCGAAGUACCAACUAAGGUUGCUGCCAUUCCAGCCCUUGCUGCAACCAUCCCAACACUGCUGGCAGCUCGGAUCUUGGAUGGGAACAUGAAUACUUUGAAGCGUUCUUGGGGUUAUGGCGACGUCCCUGAUGCAAAGAAGCGACUCUCGUAA